Molecule: messenger RNA, 1453 nt
Organism: Oryzias melastigma (Indian medaka)
Lineage: Eukaryota; Metazoa; Chordata; Actinopteri; Beloniformes; Adrianichthyidae
Gene: calca
Product: calcitonin/calcitonin-related polypeptide, alpha
Exons: 4
Coding region: 691-1095 (134 amino acids)
Cellular component (GO): extracellular region
Molecular function (GO): hormone activity; calcitonin receptor binding
Source: RefSeq, a predicted model, not a curated record
UCGGAGCUGUUGGAGGUUGAUUUGGUGCGUCUCCUGGACGGCCUGCAGGUCUGUUCAAUAGCACUAAAAGGUUCAUCUACUUUAAUGAGUUUCUUCAUGAGGCAAAUACUAACUCAGAGGCGGGAGACUUUGUAAUACAUCAUCCAACACUGUUGCAUAAGGGAAAUUAUAAAAACCAAGUACAGUAAUGAUCUCAGUGAGACUAGGUGAAAGAAGGUUCUAAUUUAUGAGGCUGUUCCCUCACAGGAAACAAUCUUACAUAAUAGAGAGAAUUUAUCGAUGGUAUUAAUUGUUUUUGAUCAUUUUGAUAUGCCUGAUGGAGGGACAGUGACACAAAGUUGAAUUUAGAGAUUUUAUAUUAAAGGUUUUGAGUGCACUUGGUAUUGAAGUCUGAUGUUUCAGCCGCUCUCUCAGGAUCUGUCCGGACGUUUCAUUGUUUUAAAGCAUCACUUACCUUGUGAUUUCAUUUGCAUACAGACUUUUUAUUGGCCACUAGUAAGUCACGUAAGACUUGUGAUUGGUUGAAGUAAAGCACAGGAGCUGGCCAAUAGACAACAAUCCAGUGUUCUGUCAGUGUGGACACAGAUCCUCAGGGAACAUGUAUAUAAAGCCGUGUGCUGUGAGAGAGCCGAGCAGAUUCAGGGAGUUUGAACCGUCGUCUUCAAAGAAUCAACCAUCCUAAAAGGAAUCAUGAUCAUGCUGAAACUCUGGACCCUUCUUUUUGCCAACGCGCUGAUUCUUUGUCAGAUGUACAUAUCAGAGGCUGCUCCAUCCAGAACUAGCAAAGAGUUCAUUACAGACGGAGUCCCGUUACUGAACAAUGAAGCAGAAACGUUGCUGAGAGUAAUUAAAGACUACAUAGAGAUGACUCCAGAUGAAGCAGCUGAGGAAGAAGUGGAAGAGGAGAGACCCGUGUCUAAGCGCUGCACUGGCUUAAGCACGUGCGUGCUGGGCAGACUUUCGCAGGACAUUCACAAACUGCAAACUUACCCCCGAACUGACGUGGGAGCGGGGACGCCUGGCAAAAAGAGAAGAAGUCCAUUUGAGCGGUUUGAAAACUACAGCAAGUCAAACACUGGAAACGAUCACUUUUAACCGCUCUCCGUGUCUGUCUCCCUCACCAUUGUUCAUCCAGCUCUGCUCCUUCACAAGAAUGCAUGUAGUUCCCAUCGGUGUGAACAACCAAAACUCAGAAUGUUUGAACUGUACUUUCACACUUGCGCUUUACAAACCUGUACAACAUAAUAAAAACCUUAGAAAGUUCUGUCAGAUUGAGAGUUAUGUUCCUUUUUUUCUGUCAAGUUUGACUUUUACUUUAUGCUAUUUUAAAACAAAUAAUACAAUUCAAGAAUGAAACCGUAGACAUUUAUAUUCCUAUUCUUAAUAGAAUCAUUUAAAAACAUCAAAGUAAAUUUUUUUAGACUUUUUUUUAUAUACGUUAGAUAAUUCUGCU